Botrytis byssoidea is the source of this 648-nucleotide messenger RNA. RefSeq lists its product as uncharacterized. Lineage: Eukaryota; Fungi; Ascomycota; Leotiomycetes; Helotiales; Sclerotiniaceae. Bases 1 to 648 code for a protein of 215 amino acids. The transcript is spliced from 2 exons. The record is from RefSeq and is a predicted model, not a curated record.
AUGACUUAUCAAAUGCAAGCAUUCCCUGGUAUAAACUUGCUUGGCAAGCCCGAGAAAAAUGGAAUUUAUGAUCGACAGGAGAUAAUAACACUUAUAACACAAUACUACGACCUUCUCGCCAAAAUACGUUACUUUGCCGCCUCCUACAUCAAAUAUGCGCCCCACGAUCAUCCCAUCGACGUAGAACUCGCAAAGUCCUAUGAUCUUGAACUUCUUCAAGCCCUACCAUAUAUAGAAGGGUAUCGUAAUGAAGACGAGUUUGUCCUUGGCGGAGGUUUUGCUGAUAUGAGGAAUCUGGAAGUGUUAAUGCAGAGCCGAGAUCUGGGAUUUGCUUCUCCUGAAGGCGGAUUUGAUGAUGAAAACGGGGAGUAUAUGAGACCUUGGGAAUUCUGUAUCAAUGAAUGUGGAAAUCAUGGAACGAUGAUGUUUCUUGGCACGAGAAAUGGCCAUAUAACAAUGGAGGGUCAAGAUUCCGGUCGUAGCGAAGAUCCCGGCGUAUAUAACUACCCUGGGGGUCUCCAAAGUCGUAAUCGCAAUUCCCAUGACCAUCUUCCCAGCCGUAACGCUAAAGAAGUCUUCGAAUAUUUCACCAACAGACUUUUAAAACUUGAAUGGAUUCCAAGCUCUGAAGACCGUAGAAUGUUAUAA